Messenger RNA from Manihot esculenta (cassava), 1631 nucleotides. Its product is annotated as serine carboxypeptidase-like 34. Gene Ontology annotation, molecular function: serine-type carboxypeptidase activity. NCBI's taxonomy places the organism in Eukaryota, Viridiplantae, Streptophyta, Magnoliopsida, Malpighiales, Euphorbiaceae. The transcript is spliced from 10 exons. Gene Ontology annotation, cellular component: vacuole. Gene Ontology annotation, biological process: proteolysis. The coding region runs from base 129 to 1577 and encodes 482 amino acids. The record is from RefSeq and is a predicted model, not a curated record.
CAGAUGAUUCUUAUCUGUCUUUGAGAUAUUCUUUACCACACACAGCACAAUGUGUGUAUAUAUAUAUAUGCAUUACUCUGCUGAAAGGAGACUAUCUUUCCUUUUCUCUCUGACUAGCUAAGCUAAAAAUGGCCUUCCAAAUAUUUUCUUUAUGUCCUCUUUAUCUUCUACUCGUUGUUGCUCUUCUUUUGCUGAUGGUUUUGGGUAAUGUUGCAUAUGAGUUUACCGACGAUAUUGCAGCCGAACAAGAGGCGGAUCGAGUGGUUAGAUUGCCUGGUCAGCCGGAAGUCAGCUUCAAGCAAUAUGCAGGCUACGUUACUGUUAACGUUUCUCAUGGAAGAGCACUGUUUUAUUGGUUCUUUGAAGCAGCUGAAACACCUGAAGCAAAGCCUCUUCUUCUGUGGCUCAAUGGAGGUCCAGGGUGCUCGUCAAUUGGAUAUGGAGAAGCAGAGGAGAUAGGACCUUUCUUCCCACAAAAACGUCAACCAAAAUUAAAGAUCAACCCUUACUCAUGGAACAAAGCUGCAAAUCUAUUAUUCGUGGAAUCCCCCGUUGGAGUUGGAUUCUCCUACACCAACACCACUCAAGAUAUCAGUGAUUUGGGUGACACAAUUACAGCACAAGAUUCAUACACAUUUCUAGUGAAGUGGUUUCGAAGAUUUCCACAGUUCAAGUCCCAUGAUUUCUACAUUUCAGGAGAAAGCUAUGCAGGACACUACGUUCCACAGCUUGCGGAAGUCAUUUAUGAUAGCAACAAGAAAGUUUCCGGCAAGGAUUACAUCAAUUUCAAGGGUUUUAUGAUUGGGAAUGCGUUAUUAGAUGAUGAGACAGAUCAAGAAGGGAUGAUAGAUUAUGCAUGGGAUCAUGCGGUAAUAUCAGACAGAGUGUACCAUAAUGUCAAGAGCAAAUGCAACUUCAGCCAGAAACCUGAACCCGAUGAUUGCACCAAAGCCCUCAAUGAUUACUUUGAUGUCUACAAUAUCAUUGAUAUGUACAGCUUGUACGUUCCCCACUGUGUCAAUACCAACUUCACUUUUAACAGACAACUCCCUCUUCUUCAAGGCGUUGCCCCUCAGUUGUUCUCCAAAAUUGAAGGUUGGCACAAAAAACCUGCAGGCUACGAUCCUUGUGCAUCAGGCUAUACUGAGAUUUAUAUGAAUAGACCAGAUGUUCAAAAGGCACUUCAUGCUAAUACAACAAAUAUUCCUUAUCCAUGGACGCAUUGCAGUAAAACGAUAACGUUUUGGGAUGACUCUCCAGCAUCAGUUCUUCCCAUAAUAAAAAAGCUAAUAGCUGGAGGAAUUCGCAUAUGGGUCUACAGUGGCGAUACAGAUGGAAGAAUUCCAGUGACUGCAACCAGAUACACGUUAAACAAGCUUGGAUUAAAGACUAUUGAAGAAUGGUCGCCUUGGUAUUUCAAGAAGCAGGUCGGUGGAUGGACCAUUGUGUACGAUGGACUUUUGUUUGUAACAGUUAGAGGGGCUGGUCACCAAGUCCCAACUUUUAAACCCAAGCAGUCUCUUCAGCUUAUCAAACACUUCCUGUCCAAUAAAAAACUGCCAUCUGCACCAUUUUGAUAGUUCUUUACUUUAUUCUUUUUGUUUAAAUAAAAUUCUUUUAUUGAAUUGCCA